UUCUCAUUUAAUAAUAAAUAAUCCUAAUGAUAAUGGAGUAUUGUUUUUCUUUUUAGUCUUGGUGGCUGGGGAAGUUGGUCGUUGUUGUCUUGUUUCUUUCGUGAGAUUGAGUCCAAAUGGAGGAAAAGUAUGAGAUAUUGGAGGACAUUGGUUCAGGGAACUUCGGAGUGGCCAAGUUGGCCAAACACAAGGACACAGGGGAACGUGUUGCUGUGAAGUACAUUGAGAGAGGAAACAAGAUUGAUGAGUGCGUGCAAAGGGAGAUACUCAACCACCGGUCGUUAAAGCAUCCACAUAUUAUAGGGUUCAAAGAGGUAUUUCUGACCCCUACUCAUUUAGCUAUUGUCCUAGAGUAUGCUGCUGGUGGUGAACUCUUCGACAGGAUAUGCACCGCUGGUCGGUUGAGUGAAGAUGAGGCAAGAUAUUUCUUCCAGCAACUACUAUCUGGAGUUAGCUACUGUCAUUCCAUGCAAAUUUGCCAUAGAGAUUUGAAAUUGGAAAACACUCUAUUGGAUGGGAGUCCAGCUCCUAGAGUUAAAAUUUGUGACUUUGGUUUCUCCAAGUCUGCUUUAUUGCACUCUCAACCUAAAUCAGCAGUAGGAACUCCAGCAUACGUUGCUCCAGAGGUUUUGUCACGAAAGGAGUAUGAUGGAAAGAUUGCAGAUGUUUGGUCAUGUGGUGUGACUCUUUAUGUCAUGUUAGUUGGAUCAUACCCAUUUGAUGAUCCAGAAGAUCCUACAGAUUUCAGCAAGAGUAUUGCGAGAAUAAAGAGUGUUCAGUACUCCAUACCUGACCAUAUACACAUUUCUACAGAGUGUAGGAAUCUAAUCUCUCGUAUUUUUGUUGCAAAUCCUGCCAAUCGAAUCAGCAUCUCAGAGAUAAAACAGCUCCCAUGGUUUCGGAAGAAAUUGCCUAGAGAGAUAAUUGAGGCUGAUAGAAAAAGUGGUGAGAAAGCAGAAAAGGAGCAACCAAGCCAAUAUGUGGAAGAAAUCAUGCGGAUCGUACAAGAGGCAAGGACACCAGGACCUGGAAGCGAAGAUAGUGAGGAGGAAGCUUGGACAGGCUCAUCUGAUGCUGUGGAUGUUGAUUUCUUCAGCAAGUUUGUAUGAUCCUAGGCUAUAAAUUAUUUGUGGGUAUUGAUAACAAAAACCUUAUGCAUUCGUCACCUUUUGCACACUUGAAACAAAUUAAGUUAAGCAUAGUUUGAACAAGUUUUAUUUAAGAGUCAAGUAAAGUUUGUGCUAUUUAUUAAAGUCAAAUUAAAGCUUCACUAAUU
Molecule: messenger RNA, 1276 nt
Organism: Lotus japonicus
Lineage: Eukaryota; Viridiplantae; Streptophyta; Magnoliopsida; Fabales; Fabaceae
Product: serine/threonine-protein kinase SRK2A-like
Exons: 9
Coding region: 117-1109 (330 amino acids)
Biological process (GO): protein phosphorylation; intracellular signal transduction
Molecular function (GO): ATP binding; protein serine/threonine kinase activity
Source: RefSeq, a predicted model, not a curated record